GCCGCUUAGAAAGGCGAGUCGGCGGCGGCGGAGCACAUAUAAAAGAAGGUCGCAGCCGCGCGGACACGGCUUCCUACGAGGCCCGAAUUCUCUCCACGUCGGAUCUGUGACUCGCGAUGGCUCAGGCCGCGACGUGCGUGCAAAAGAUAUAUAAUGGAGUAAUUGAAGAUGUCAUCAAUGGAGUUCGAGAAUACUUCCUGGAUGAAGGAGUUGACGAGGAGGUGUUGACAGAACUGAAGCAGUUAUGGGAACAAAAACUGCAGCGAAUGAAUGUUUUUGAUCACCCAGAACCAGGUACAGCCAAUACAUCCCACCAACAGCAGCUUCAGCAGCAACAACAGCAGCAGCAACAGCAGCAGCAACAACAGCAACAGAAUGCACAAGGAGGAGCACCAGCAUCUACCAUGCUACCCACCAACUUAGUGCCGGUACAGAUCACAGUACCAGCACAGCAGGCUGGAGGUGCACCAAAGACUAUCACCAUUCAUGUGCCAUCAUCAGCAUUGGCUAAUGGUGUUGCUGGACAGCAGCUGCAAACCAUCUUGAGUGCUACAGAUGCAGCCCAUACAUUUUCACUGGAGCCUAGUCGCGCAGCUGAAAUCAUCCAGAGGAAACUCAAUCAGGCACUAGAGGAAAAUGGAAUUACUUUACCUCCACAAUUGCUGCAGUACAACCAUAUUGCCACUACACAGGUGGACGGAGCAUUUGAUGAAGAAGAACUUGGCCCAACUCCUAGUACUUCCAAAGGAAAGGCAAGCAAACCAGCUUUGGCUCAAAUGACGUGGAACAAAGAAAGCCAACCAUCCCUGUCCGUUGACAGAGGCACAAUGGACAGACUUCUUUUUGCAAGAUUGAAAGCUUCACAGGUUGAUGGUGCAUAUGGAACUGGAGACAGUUCAUCUGAGAUUUCAGAAGAUGAAGACGAUGACGAUGAUGAAAAGGAUGAUGAAGAGGACAAGAAAUCUUUAGAUGGGGAAGAGGAAGAAGAUGAAGAUGAUGCACAAGAAGAGGAACCUUUGAAUACUGAUGAUGAUGUGAGUGAAGAUGACAGUAAUGAUAUGUUCGAUACAGACAAUGUUGUUGUGUGUCAGUAUGAUAAGAUUACUAGAGUAAGAAAUAAGUGGAGGUUUAUUUUGAAGGAUGGCAUCAUGAACCUGAAGGGUAAGGAUUAUGUCUUCCAGAAGUCAACAGGAGAAGGAGAGUGGUAGAAAGCAUUGGAUUUUUGUUUAGUCAACACUGAGGAGCACCUAGCUAGCAUACCCAUAUCAACACACACAAUCUUCUCAAAAGACUUGCACCCAAGAAGUGUGGGGAAGAGAACCUCAGCAGAAAGAUUUUUUUACCUCACAGGAGUUCAAGUGUCCAGGGAUGUGCUAGUAGCAUCUAGCAGGAAGAUGAUGUGCCAUUCAGGGUAGCUUUUAGGUGAAAAGUGUAUUCAGUGGCUCUUAUUUUGUUUCAAGUUGAGGCUCGAAACAGCAGUUGGUAAUUUGUACAGUAUUUGAUAUUCAUGCUUUGUGUUGUGCAUAUAAAAAGUAGGGAGGGUUAGAACAAAGUUCUAAAGGGAAGGAAGUGUGUUUUUAUCUGGAAUGAAAACAGUUAUGAUGACAUUGUUAAGUUGUUUAUCAUUUUUCAAAGAAGUGGUACUUCAUUGAUAAGAUAUAUAAGUCCCAUUUAGGGAAUAUAUUGUUUCGUUGAGCUGAAAUUAUACUCAUUAAAGGAAAUAUUGUAAAAUUCUUAGUACGAUAGGGAUAAAAUGCAGAUGAUUACUGUAUUUUAGAUAAAUAUUUCAUACAGUCACAAUUUCCAUUAUUUUUCCUUCAGAAGUUCAAUUUCUUAUCCAUAUAAUUUUGGAAAGUAGCAGUUUCAGAAUAUAUUUAGGCUUGUAUUUGUUUUAUGUUUUUGCCCAUACAAUUAAUCACUAGCCUUGUUUUAAACAUAGAUAGUCCUAUUAGUGGGGGAAGGCACCCUACUAUAUAAACCAGAUAAUGACAACAAGAUAUGCAGGAGGUGUUAAAAGGACUAUUAUUUAACUUUGCUUUACACAUUUUGGGGCAAAACUGCUUUCUUUCAAUAACAAGUUCCUUAGUACUUGAAUAUAAGAGACCAUGCAAGAGCUUAACAAUUUGCUGAUAUCUUUGUGUAACCUUUGAACAUUUAUUGUACUUCAAAGUUAUAUAUAUGCUUUGUGUGUGACUAUUUGAGUCCCAGAGAAAGAAAUGGAAGUGGGCUUUGUCACCACAUUUUAUUUAUUUGUGAUAAUUCACAAUUAAUAAAGUAGAUUAAUAAGUUAUAUUGUAUCCUUAUAGUGUAUGCCUUACUGAAAAUGGAGAGAAUUAUUAAGCAGUAGUUUUGUUGAUGAUAUACAAAUGUUCAAAUAUUGGUUAUCAUCCUGGCACAAAUUGUUAUCAUGAGUACUGCAUAUGCUGCACAGUUAUCAUUGUAGAAGGAGCUCGUCCACACUAGAGAAGAACCUUAAUAAUCAGUUUUGCCUACCUUCUUAAGAGUGUAAUAAGUCGUUUUUUUUUUUCAAUACAAAGUGGCAUAAUGAUUAGUGUGAGUUAAUUUAUAUUGAUAAAGAGCCUCCUCUGAAAAGUGUUAUCUAAAUGUCUUUAAUACCUUUGGUAUAAGUUUCUUUUUUAUGGCAUUAAAGGUCCCAGUGUUGAAAUUAAUUUGUAGUUACGAAAUUUGUGUGUUUUGACAUAUAUGAAUUAUCUUUACGUUUUGAUAUGUAUUGUGUAAUAUAGGAAGUUCUGGUAUUAAUUAUAAUAUUUUAUUUUUCUCUUUUGUUGGAACAUGCAUAAUCAUUGCUUAAUUUGUGAAGUUAAUGAAUUGAAGAGAUUAAUGGCUUCAUAUUAGUGAAAAAAUUAACUGCCAGUAAGGUGAAAUGUUAUAUUAUUGUAGUUGUUAAACUUAUUGUACCAAAGUAAAGUCUGUUUUCAUUGCUUCAUGGAUAAGUUCCAUGAUAUAAAAGGCAAUGAGUUACAAUAAACAUAUCUACAAUUCAUUAUAAGAAAAGGUGUUGAAACAUUCCAGAUGAGAGAAGACUAGUAUUUUCAUAUUUUUCUUAUAUUAAUGAUGUGAAGCAAGUGAAUUCGGCAUAGAAUAUCAAACAUAUUUCAAUAAGAGAUAUUCCUCAGGUGAGAUACUAUAGAAGAGAAUGGUUGUGAAUGUAGCAGGUACAUGUAGGAGAAAGUGAGAUUUGUCAGACCUGCUUUAAUGAACAUGGAUUGUUAGCACAAAGAGGAACCUGGAUGAAAUUAAUAUACUAUGCAACCAACAGCUGAGCUACCUAUGAAAUUUAGUGAACUGGUAUGUAGGGAAUCUGUAACAAUCCAAUGUUUAGAACUCUAAUGCCCUAAUCUACCUAUAUAUAAUUUUAUAAUUAACUUGUGUGUAUCAUUUGGGUAUUGGAUGUCACUAAGUAUUUGCUUACUAUAAAUCACCAAAGAUCUUCACUUCCAAACUCCAAAGCAAGCAAGUUCGACUCUCUUUAAGUCUCAUUUUUGUGGGACAGUGAAGGUAAUUCAGUGUAUGAAUUACAGUGAAAGAAUGAGUUACAGUGAACUGUUUCUGGGACUGUGAUCAUUUUGCCAUUAAAACACACUGUACAAGC
Penaeus indicus is the source of this 3613-nucleotide messenger RNA. Its product is annotated as transcription initiation factor IIA subunit 1-like. Gene Ontology annotation, cellular component: transcription factor TFIIA complex. The coding region runs from base 117 to 1208 and encodes 363 amino acids. Lineage: Eukaryota; Metazoa; Arthropoda; Malacostraca; Decapoda; Penaeidae. The record is from RefSeq and is a predicted model, not a curated record. Gene Ontology annotation, biological process: transcription by RNA polymerase II; transcription initiation at RNA polymerase II promoter. The transcript has 8 exons.